Messenger RNA from Sphaerulina musiva SO2202, 999 nucleotides. Its product is annotated as hydrolase, TatD family protein. The record is from RefSeq and is a predicted model, not a curated record. Gene Ontology annotation, cellular component: cytosol. Lineage: Eukaryota; Fungi; Ascomycota; Dothideomycetes; Mycosphaerellales; Mycosphaerellaceae. Gene Ontology annotation, molecular function: 3'-5'-DNA exonuclease activity. The transcript has 3 exons. Bases 1 to 999 code for a protein of 332 amino acids.
AUGGCCACCAUAGUCACUCCAAAUGCUUCAGUGGCGACUGAUGGUGAACCCCAAAGGGAACCCGCUUUGCGUUACGCCGAUAUUGGCAUCAACCUAUCCGACCCAAUUUUCCGCGGAAUAUCCCACGGCAAAAAAGCCCACGAAGACGAUCUCGAGCAUGUCAUCCACCGAGCCCAAAAAGCCGGUGUGCAGAAAAUGAUGGUCACAGGCUCGGAUUUGAAGGAAAGUCAAAAUGCGAUUAAGCUUGCUGAAGUUUAUCCCGGGUUGUGCUUUGCCACUAUAGGCGUACAUCCGUGUUCGGCAGAGUCCUUUGAGACGUAUCCCGCAGGCGCGGAGCAGCUUCUCGCAGAUUUGAAAGAUCUGGCGGUGCGAAGUCGGGAUGCGGGGACUGCGACUGCGUUUGGUGAGAUUGGAUUGGAUUAUGAUCGUCUGCAGCAUGCGACCAAGGAAACGCAAUUGAAGUACUUUGCUUUGCAACUGGAUCUUGCUGUGGAAUUGGAGAUGCCGCUGUUUUUGCACUCGAGAGCGGCCGCUGCAGACUUUGAAGCACUUUUGAAAGAACGUCUGGACAAACUGCCGAAACGGGGAGUGGUGCAUUCGUUUACGGGAUCGCUCGAAGAGAUGCAGUCACUCGUCAAACUGGGGUUCGACAUUGGCAUCAAUGGCUGCAGUAUGAAGACUGAAGAGAAUUGCGCGGUGGUAAAGGAAGUGCCACUGGAGAGACUACAGAUUGAGACGGAUGGACCUUGGUGUGAGAUGAGACCAAGUCAUGCAUCCGCAGCGUACCUGAAAUUGGACGGGGCUCCUGAAUUGCCUAAAUCAGUGAAGAAAGAGAAGUGGGCUGCGGAGUUCAUGGUAAAAGGAAGGAACGAGCCGUGUGCGAUGCCGCGAGUUGCUUGGGCUGUGGCAGGCAUCAAAGGUAUCAGUGUGGAAGAAGUCGCGGAAGCGGCAUGGAGAAACUCGAUACGCAUGUUCGGUCUUGGCGCAACAUCGCCCUGA